Amphiprion ocellaris (clown anemonefish) is the source of this 3522-nucleotide messenger RNA. RefSeq names its product cell cycle progression 1 (gene ccpg1). NCBI's taxonomy places the organism in Eukaryota, Metazoa, Chordata, Actinopteri, Pomacentridae. The transcript has 11 exons. The coding region runs from base 131 to 2767 and encodes 878 amino acids. Gene Ontology annotation, cellular component: membrane. The record is from RefSeq and is a predicted model, not a curated record.
CUGUCGGCUUGCAGCAGUGUUGUUAACGGAUAACCUGGGCUCGGGCAUACUGCAAUAACUGCGGGGCUGCUUGCAAACAGCUGCCUCGUCGUCGGCCCAAAACACCGACUCCUGUACAUCGCUGACAGAAAUGUCAGAGACAUCAAGUGAUGCAGAGUCGUCCUGUGGCUGGACCAUCAUCAGUAAUGAGGGUUCAGAUAUUGAGACGUUGGGAACGGAGGCUGCAGUGGAAUUUGCAGCCGAGCUGGUAGAGCGUCCCCCAGUGGAAGGACCAGAGCUGCAGGAUGCUCAGGCCUCAACAUCUGGUGCUGCGUGUGUUGAAGAGAGGUCCGCUGAUUCACUCGACGACACCCUGGGAGAACAAACCAUAGUUGAGACACUGUACGGUUCAGAGGCCAGAGGCACUGCAAAAGGGAAAGAGCAUGUGUUGUCCUCCAGCGAUCACUCCGACAUCGUGACUCUGGGAGACUUGAAGGAUGAGGAGCACACAGAGAGGGAAGAGGAGGCCACCGGCAAUGAGGAGUUUUAUCUCGGCACCUCCUGCAGCAGCCAGUACGCCUUCACCGCUGCAGAGACUGGUUUGUUGUUGAGUCACUGGAAACUUCCACAGAGUCUGGUGAACUUAAGCUACCAUCUGAGAAGUCACCUCACUGGAGGCUCUUUUCCAGUUUUCCCAGUGCAGCAGCCCCGGGAGACAAACUCAAGCAGCAGCGAGGACGAGGCUGGACGAAGCGCCACUACUGUCGUGCGACGACGAAGGUUGAGGAAGAACACCAUUAGCGUCAUGACAGACCAGGAGGAGGAGGCGGUGCUGGAAUCACGCCUGAGUGACGAGGAGGAGGAGGAGGACGAGGAGGAGAAGGAAGAGGAGGAGGUCCAAGAGGAGACGCAGCAUGAGGAAGACUGGACUGAAGUUAGACCAACUGCUGCUCUGAAUGUCAGAGGUCAAGGCCAAGGCAGCAGCAUCCUCAACAAAUGCAUCCUGCUCGCCCUCAUUGUAGCCAUCAGCAUGGGCUUUGGUCACUUCUAUGGUACAGUCCAGAUUCAAGAAAGACAAAAAACUGUGGAGAAAAUCAGAGUGAAUGAGCUGGAUGGAGUCAGAGAUCUGCUUCAGCGACAUGUGAGAGCUCAGCUUAUUACAAACCAGGACCAAAGCGGCAACUUGGGCUUAGAUGAACUGGAUGAGCAAAAAGUUAUUUCAUUGCUCACAGAGAUGAUUGAGAAUAUAAAGAAAGAGAACCAGGAGCUCAGCCUAAAAAAGGUUCACAUUCAGGCGCAGAGGGAUGGUCUGGAAGUGCUGCUGAAGCAGAAGACUGAGGAGAAGACUAACAUUGUGUCUCAGCAGCAGAGGCUGACAGCUGAAAACCAGCUGCUGAAAAGCUCCCUGGAACGUGAAGAAAAGUCUUUGUCCACCUUACAGGAGGAGCUGAGAAACCUGCGCUCUAAGAUCAGAGAUCUGGAGGUGAUGGGAGCUGGAGCCGAUUCGCUGCUGGCAGAAAACCAGAGGCUGAAAGACCAGCUGGAGGAGGAGAAGCAGCUGCUUAGAAAGUUUCAUGGCCAGAGAGAAGACAUGAUGGCUGAAGCACAAACAUUGAGAAAGAAGCUCGACAGAGAGAGGAAGGUCACAGAUGAGCUGAGAAGGGAGCUGAAUCGUCUGAGAAGUCGCAUCCCCGGAGCUGGAAAGGAAGCCGGUUCAGAGGCAGAGCAGCUGCAGUCUCGUCUGAUGGAGCUGCAGAAGAGGCUGAGCUUUGAGCAGCAGCGCUCCGACCUGUGGGAGAGACUGUAUGUGGAAACCAAAGAGGAACGAGCCAAAGGAGACACAGAGUCCAAAGUGAAAAAACCAAAAGAAGGCAUGGCAGGGAAAGUGAAGGAGACAUUCGAUGCUGUGAAGAACUCUACCAAGGAGUUUGUCCACCACCACAAAGAGCAGAUUAAGAAAGCCAAGGAGGCUGUGAAGGAGAACCUGAGGAAGUUUUCUGAUUCUGUCAAAUCCACUUUCCGACACUUCAAGGAUUCAGCCUCGACCUUCAUCAACAAGGCCAGAGGUUUUUAUAACAAGAGAUGCGAUGAGAAGAAUACAAAAGAGUCGUGGCAGCAAAGAUCCCACAAACAUCAUCACAGACACAAAUCUGACUCCUUCCAGAGCAACUGCAACACGCGAAAAUCAGGAGGUAAGGUCCACGAAGACCGAGGACAAGGCAGCCACAAAGCCAACAUGAAGGGCUGCUCCGGGGUUUUUGACUGCGCCUACCAGGAGUCUAUGAGUCUCUUCAACAAAGCCAUGGAGCCAAUUAGAGCUGAUGAAUUUUACCAGCUGCUGCAGAGCUACCUGCAGCAGGAGGUUGACCACUUCUACCACUGGAAGGAGCUUGAGAUGUUCAUCAACAACUUCUUCCACAACGGAGUGUUCAUCCACGAUCAGAUGCUGUUUACAGAUUUUGUAAGCGGCGUUGAAGACUAUCUGGCAGACAUGCACGAGUAUCACGGCCUUAACGACGACGUGUUCGGCGAUCUUGACGACUAUGUCUACAGGCACUUCUUUGGAGAAUCGUACAUAAAAAGUUAUGGCCCGAGCGGGCCAUUUGAAAGACCCGACACUGACUCAAAGGAGGAGUUGAGGGCGAAGCAUCACCAGCGCAAACAUCAGAGAGCCAGGUCUCGACCUCACAGUGAACGCAAGUGGAGCAGGUCAGGUAGAAACGCAGACAGACACAUGGCAGACGUCAAAAUAGAAUUAGGCCCGAUGCCGUUUGACCCCAAAUACUGAAAAUUUCCCCGCUAGUUUAACAAGAUAGUGGCUAAUUCAAAUGUUUGGGUUGUAUUUAGAUGCAAAGUCUCCUUUUUUUUGUAAGUUUGCACAGUGUUAUGUUUUUAAUGCUACUGAACGUCCUCGAGCUGUUUGGUGUUAACGUUACUGUUGUUAGGUUUGAAUGGAAGAUGUGGCAUGUCUUAUGUCAGCUGCACAUUUGUAACACGAGAGUUCAUUUAACUGUUUACAAAUCUUAAUCAUUCUUUAACAUUCGGCUUCUAAAUUAUGGACCUGAUGAGGAGUUCCAGCUCCAACAUCAUCAAUGCUUGUUUUCAACCACAUGAAUUGUGUUUAAAAAAAAAAAGCAGAAAAUGUUAAUUGGGAACCCGACUACUGUGCCAUGUAAAAACAACAAAAACAAAGACAUGCCACAUGUAGGAUGUUUUCCUGUACAGUCACAUUGUUUUAAUUUGCUGCUACAAAGACAAGUUGGUGUGACGUGGUUGUAAUUUGCUUUCAGACUUUAAAUGCUUUUUUGUCUAACAUUCCACCUGAAGCUUGUUUUAACUGGACCUUUUACACGACUGGAAAGAAAAGCCUGGAAAUCACAGCAAUUAAAUGGAUUGUGGAUGAAGAUAAAAAUGUUUAAAAAAUGAAUAAAAUAUUUGUUUCAGUACAAAGUCCAUAUCAUAGGAUGUUUUCCUUCAGGAACUGAAGUUGCCAUUGCUCCAGUGUUUGUCAGUGCCUUUCAUAAAUAAAGAUGCUUCCUCCAA